Messenger RNA from Dunckerocampus dactyliophorus (ringed pipefish), 2921 nucleotides. RefSeq names its product cartilage acidic protein 1a (gene crtac1a). The transcript has 14 exons. Gene Ontology annotation, biological process: axonal fasciculation. Bases 298 to 1941 code for a protein of 547 amino acids. The record is from RefSeq and is a predicted model, not a curated record. Lineage: Eukaryota; Metazoa; Chordata; Actinopteri; Syngnathiformes; Syngnathidae.
ACACUUGUUUUAUUUCGUGCAUCUUUACUUUUACUUUUAUCUUUACUUCUACAUGCCGUCGAUUAGUAAUCAGUAAUCAGACUUUUUAAGUCCUCGCCCAUUACACUACAUACUGGAAGCUGAUUGGCUAACACGCUCCACAUGUUCUACAUUCUGGACACUGAUUGGCUAAUAUGUCCCCGUUUCGUAAAGCUAAUGUUUUGUAAUGUCUAUGUUAGUGAUGUAACGUUUUAUUUGUUAACGUGCUGCAUUGCCAUUCUCACCUUCAUUCACGGAUAGAACUGUCAGGACUCAGCAAUGUGGGCUUCAAAAGUACUGAUCCUGCUGGUCGGUCUUUGGCAACACUCUCACUGUCAGAGCGGCGAGCGUAUGUUUCAGGAAGUUACACAGACCAUCCUUCCUCCUGACCGGCUGCACAAUCCAACACAGCUCAACUAUGGCAUGGCGGUAACAGACGUGGAUGGCGAUGGUGAUCUUGAAGUGGUGGUGGCAGGAUACAAUGGGCCCAACCUGGUCUUGAAGUAUGACCGUGCUCAGGAAAAGCUGGUAAACAUUGCCGUUGAUGAUAGUAACUCACCAUACUACGCUCUGAGGGACGUGGCAGGGAAUGCCAUCGGGGUCACAGCCUGUGAUGUGGAUGGAGAUGGACGCGAGGAGAUCUACUUCCUCAACACAAAUAAUGCUUACUCUGGGCGGGCGACUUACUUCGACAAGCUCUUCAAGUUUCGUAAUGGUCGCUUUGAGGAUCUGCUCAGUGAUGAUCUCAAUGUGCGCCGUGGAGUCGCUAACCGCAUGGCGGGACGCUCUGUGGCAUGUGUUGACAGAAAGGGAACAGGUCGCUACGCAGUCUAUGUGGCAAACUACGCCAGCGGCAACAUCGGCCCCCACGCUCUCUUAGAAAUGGAUGAGGCUGCCAGUGAUGUGCAAAACGGCGUUAUUGCCCUGUCUGAUGUCGCUGCCGCAGCUGGAGUCAACAAGCUCACAGGUGGACGCGGUGUUGUGGUCGGACCCAUCCUCAGCGAUACAAGGUCUGAUGUUUUUUGUGACAAUGAGAGAGGACCCAACUUCCUGUUCAAAAACAACGGAGAUGGGACUUUUGCUGACGUUGCCAAGCAGGCAGGUGUGGAGGACUGGCACCAACAUGGUAGAGGAGUAGCACUGGCAGAUUUCAAUGGCGAUGGAAAGACAGACAUCGUCUACGGCAACUGGAAUGGUCCACACAGACUUUACCUGCAGGGCAGUGACUCUAAAUUCCGGAAUAUUGCGACCACGGGGUUUGCAUCUCCUUCCCCGAUUCGCACGGUUAUAGCAGCUGACUUUGACAAUGACAGAGAGCUUGAAGUGUUUUUUAACAAUAUUGCCUACAGAGGCAACGCCCCCAACAAGUUAUUCAGGGUUUCAAGAAGAGUCAGUGUUGACCCUUUAAUCCAGGAGCUUGAUGCAGGAGACGCUGUCGAGCCUCAAGGGAGAGGAACAGGCGGCACUGUGACAGAUGUGGAUGGAGACGGCCAGCUGGACCUGCUACUAGCACACGGAGAGAGCGCAGCACAACCCAUCUCUGUCUUCAAAGUCACACAGGGCUCAACCAAUAAAUGGCUUCGAGUCGUCCCUCGCACCCAGUUUGGCUCUUACGCACGAGGUGCUAAAGUAACAGUCUUUACUAAGCAGAGUGGAGCUUAUACGCGCAUCAUUGAUGGAGGCUCUGGGUACCUGUGUGAGAUGGAGCCAGUUGCCCACUUUGGUUUAGGAGACGAUGACGUGUCAGUGCUGGAGAUCUCCUGGCCUGAUGGUAGCUCCAUUACUCGUGUCCUUCAGCUUGAUGAAAUGAACUCAGUGGUGGACGUGUUGUACCCCAGUGAAGGAGAAAUGUCCACGCUUCACAAUGACACACAGUGCGGUAAAGGCUUCACUGUGAAAAACGGCCACUGCACAGGCAUCUGAGGAUUCUUGCAUCUGCUGAAACAUCCAAACUGUUUUCUUUUACUCUAUGAGUAUUAUUUCUUAUUUGUUACAUGAGAAUUUCUUUGGUUCCCAAGUGUCAAAAGUGUUUUUUCCACUGUACAAACUCCUGGAACCAAAUGUUUUAGUGGACCUACAGAUUACAUAAAUAAGCCGUAUCUUCUACCAGUGAUUGAUUGUCCAUAAAUAUUCCUUUACUGCCAAGUUGUGCCGUCCUUACCUGAUGUUUUUCCACCUCUUGUAUUUUCUUGCUACCAUCCAUUCCGUAUAGUACUGGCUUCAUUGUUCAACUCCAACUCCAGGUUUGAGGCCUCUGAUUUUCAGAUGGUUUUAUUAGUAUUCUUUCUAAAUUGGCAGAGAAGGGACUAGUUUGCCAGUAGUAUUACAAAGAGGCAUUUUUCCAGCAUUUCUGCAUGUUCCAAUCAAGCAUCUGCUAAGUGGUUGUCUCAUUCAGUCAUCAGGAGUUAUAUUAGCAUGUCUUGAACGAUUGUGCAUCCAAGCUGCACAGGAAAGUGAAUUAGAUGCAUGAUAUCACAGUACUUGAUGCAAGGGAAUGCUAACUCUUCAAGAUGUGCAUGCAUACCAUUUGGCUGACAGCCCGAUUAUCUGAAUGAAAUGUAUUUUUCUUUUUCACUAUGCAGUAAAAUAUGCUACCGAUGACGAGCGUUAAAUGUUUUGUAAAAUUGUACUGCUUGCUUACACAGGUGUAACCUGUGUCCAUAGUAAAACUGGGGGGGAAAAAAUUGAGUGCGUCUGGCAGGAUGGAAUAUUCUUUUGCCAGAUGAACCAGAACAGUGGUUAAUGUUCUUUUCACAUUUGUGGAACCUUAUGUUACACAUUUGUUUUGUAAUUUUUUAUGUGUUUUGCUCUUCACUAUCCCUAUUCAUUUUUACUCGUCGCUGUUUAGUCUGUCAAGACAGAACAAAAUAAAGACACUUGGAUGCAGCUGUGUUGACGUUGUA